GACUUCCUUCCUGCUGUUCCUCUAGCAGCAUGGCGAACUUGGAGCAGACAGAAGACGACCCAAAACACGCAAAAAUGUCCACCGAAGUCUCAAUUUUAACCAAGCCGACAGCAAACGGACAAUUGGGGGCAGGCGGCGGAGACACAGGCGCGUUCCCAAGUCUGAUCCCGUCGUUCGCUGACGCGUGCAAGUUGGUGUCCGCGCCGUACUCGUGUCUGGUCACGGACACGCACAGAAGACAUAUUGCCCUGUCACCCAUGUACCUGAAUAAGAAACGGACAGGGAUCCAAGAGGAACUGAACACGGAACUGCUAAGAUACUCAGAAACGUAAGCUAUGGGUUGAUUAUGCUAGUUAGCUAGCUAACGGGAAGUUGCUAGUCUUCUGCGAUGUGCUGCUAGUUUAUACAUGUUGCAGUGCGCAUGUAGCUCGUACUAGUGUAUAUCCGACGCAUGCGCACUAAAGAGGUAGUCUGGCGGUAAAAAAUGUCUAUAAAGUGUUUUAAUUUCGUUCUUCGUAUACACGACAGUUUGCGCAUUCAGAAACAUGUUCGCCACUCUAACAAUCUUCACUUUGGUGAGUUACGAAAGUAGGUCGUUAUAUUGAAGCUAGUCACUAAACAAACCUUAUCCAGAGCGACUUACAGGAGCAAUUAGGGUUAAGUGCCUUGCUCAAGGGCACAUCGACAGAUUUUUCACCUAGUCGGCUCGGGGAUUAGAACCAGCAACCUUUCGGUUACUGGCACAACACUCUUAACCACUAAGCUACCUGCCGCCUAGUAAUAGCCUACUUGUUACUAAAAUGUCUAGCUUUUACAUACGAUUUAGCUUACUUGUACACUUUGAAAUUAUACGAAAGUGUUGAUUCUUUGAAGUUGUGUUUAAACUUGUUUUAAUUGUUAACUUAAACUAUUAUUCAAGUUGAACUAGUGUUGAUGUUGAUUAAUCACAGAUCACAAUCCUGCACUAAAGAGGGGAAGGGAAUCUAAAUAGUUUAUGUUGUAUUCUCGAAUGGAAAUUAACUUUUUGUUCAGUCAUAAACUCUCCAAUUAGAAUUAUUUGAUUGUCCCCCCAAAAAUCUGCAUAUCAGCAAGGUGAAAUCAUUUUGCGGCUGAUAAUUGCAUGCAACGCCAGUGCAGCCAUAGGCCUAUAGCAGUGGUUCCCAACUCCAGUCCUUGAGUACUCCCUACAGCACACAUUUUUAUUGUAGCCCCAGACAAACAUACCUGAUUCAACUAAUUGAGGGCCUGAUGACAAGUUGAAUCAUGUGUGUUUGUCCUGGGCUACAAUACACUGUACUGUUGGGGGGGGUACUCGAGGACCGGCGUUGGGAGCAACUGGCCUACAGUAUGAUGGCAUUAGCCUUAUGGGCAUUUGCAACGCACCGCUUGACAUUGUGCAUCUGAAGCAUUACAUUUUACAUUUUAGUCAUUUAGCAGACGCUUUAUCCGAGGCAGAACUUACAGUUGUAUACAUCUUUUUUUUUUUUUGCUGAAGCAGAGAAUAGCUUAACUCACACACACCGUUUACAUAUUUAUUGUUCAGCAAUAUGUUCUCAAUUUUAAAAACCAUAACUGUAGACAAUGUAUAAGAGGCUAAUCAUUAUACUAGAUUUUGUAGGACAAAGUAGUAGAAACGGAUGCUGCUGCAGCAUCACUCAUCUUCACAGUGGGAAUCCAGUCGGCAUGGGUGUCCUGAUAGAGGUCAGCCGGUGAACCUACAGAAGUACAUAAAUGAAAAGCGCGCCUGAUGUUAGAAUAUCACUUCUUUAGGUCACCUAUACCAUCAGGGCUCUUAAUUGUUUGAUUCUUUCAGGUGUUUUAGUGUCAUAUAAAGAUUAAAUCUAUUGUUGGUUUGGAACUACCAAUAGUCAACACAGCAGGUUGUCCUAUGUUAUUGAGGUCUUAUGCUGUGAUGUCAAUACAUUUUCCCUCUUGUGAAUGGUUGAGAAAGUUCUCAACAAAUUAUCAUUGGAGUUUUAUCACUGGAGGUUUUAUUUGGACGAUAAUGUCCUCAAGGCUAUAUGGACAACAUAUUGUACAAUUUGGUCUCCCCUUUUCAUGGUCAUGGCUAGAAGGGAUCCAGUUUUUGUCAAAUUAAUGUCAUUUUUUACAUUUUGUAACAGAUUAGGAGAUUUCGGUUACAGUUAGGAAAAGAGUUAGGGUUAGCUAAAAUAAAACCUUUAAACUCACGCGACACCGGCAAUAACAUCUGCCAAGCACAUGUACGUGACAAAUAACAUUUGAUUUGAUCUAGCUAGCACAUUUUGGCUUAUUUAGUGUUAACACCUGGUUAGCACAAUAGCUAAACUAAACUCUAAAUCGACUUGACUUGACUUACCAGUGAUGAAAUGAUCGUAGCAGACCCUGUACUGACAGCUGUCUGGGUUCAGGUCUUGACAGUCAAAAAGGUUUCUUUGCUUUUCUGACAGUUCUUGAGUCUUAUCUUGGUGUCACCAAUGGUGUUUUAUGAUUGCGGAGAAUCUAUAAACAUAUUUAUAACUGCCAGUCCUCUGUAGCGUGCAGGCCUGUGCAGAAUAUCAGAUCUUUACAAUACUCUGAGAACUUGUAUUAAACAUCCCAGGAACCACAUUAAAUAUGUUAUAUUGAUAUUCUAACCUGCACAUAAUCAUCUGUAUCGGGCAUGCACCACACCCAAUGUUCUCUGCUGACGGCAACUACUCCUGGGUCGUAUUCUCUAGGAACCAAACAGAAGCAAACUGGACGAAACGGGGAGGGACCUACCUGAAAUGGUUGUUUUCAGUUUCCCCGUUGCAAAACGUUUUGCUACGGUGUGCACUAAUGAAUAUGAACCUGUCUACCUGUGUUCCCUGUGCAGUCUGAAGGGCGUGCCUCUGGCCUAUGAUGACGUCAGUUUGCUGCAGCAGCAUGGAGAAAUCUACGACGAUAACGGAUACAUUCACCUCGACAUACAGGCCAACUUUGUCAUCUUCCAACCCCAGAGAGGACAUAAACUACUGGUGAGAGGCAAGCUAUGUAACUGUGUGUGACAUCAAAUCGAAACAGAACAGAUGUGAUUCUUACAGAGAACUGUGCAGUGUUGACGUGUUGUAGCUAGUUACGACGGUAAUCUAUUUGAUAUGGAAUGGGUCAAGUUGCUUUGAAAUGUCUAGUUUAAGCUAACUCUCUCCCUCCCUCCCUAUCUCCCUCCCUCUCUCUCUCUCACCUCCUCCGUUCUUCCCCCUUUCCAGGGUAUAGUUAAUAAGCUUGGUGUGAGUCACGUGGGCUGUCUAGUCCAUGGCUGUUUCAACGCCAGCGUUCCGAAGCCAGCCCACGUCACCAUCGACACCUGGAGGGAGGCAGGACCCAGGAUAGGGGCAGAGCUGGAGUUUGAGGUCUGUCAGCUAGAUGCAGACACAGUCGGCGUACUGCUGAUCAGAGGAAGACUUGACAGGACACGGUAGGUUAGAGAGAGAGUGUGUGUGUCUGAGAUCGAUUACAUUGCAGUCGGACUGCGCAUAAUCACUGAUCUACAAAUCACUUUGAAUCCCAGUUAACUGCAUUGAGUGAUCAAGGUCAGUGAUUAUGUGCCUUGCAUGGCAGGGGCAAGGUUUAUGGGGAUGUAUUAGAGAUGGAUUAUCUGAGGCUAAACAGUUGUGUGUGUUUUGUGUUCUCUCAGGGUUCAGGAGCUGAUGGCAGCUGGAGAGAGUUCUGAUCCUACUGACCCCGCAGAACAGCUGGAGGAACCAGACACAGAACCUGCUCUAGAACCCAACCAGGACUCGCCCGAUGCCACCGUCAAACCCAAGAAGAAGAAGAAAAAGGAGAAACGCAGAGAGGAGGUGGCUUUAGUAGCAGCCCCCGGAGACGCUGUGCACGGAACAGCAGAGGACAGCAGCACUAGCAGCCACACGGAAGAGAGGAGGAAGAAAAAGGAGAAACGACAGAAAGAGGAGGAUGUGGAGAGAGAAGUGGAUGAGAGGGGUCCUGUGGAGUUGCAGGGGAGCGACUCCAGCGGUUACCUUAGUGACAAGCCAAACAGGAAGAGGAAACAGGGUGUUGAUAUCACGCCCUGUCUCCAUGGAGAUCCUGAAACACCCAAAACUAAGAAGAAGAAAAAUAAAUGAUGUGACUGAAAGACUGAAGCAAGAUAAUUUAGUGAAACUGGAUGAACAUUACAAGAUGAUGAUGAUGACUAAUGGAGUGCCUUAAGUAGACCUGGUGACUUAGUUUGGUUACAGCUUCAGUCCUGUAUUGUCUCCCAUAUUGUUGGGGUGAUCCGUGACUCUCUCUUCAUGCAGCUCUUUGUGUAGUUCCCUUGAGAAACCUGCAGAGGGAGCCAAGUCACUUCUAGAAGCCUCCAUUGUGGCUCAUGGGAAAGCACUCCAGUGUUUGUUAGCCAGGCUUUACCCUUCUAGCUACGGCUAGAACACAUCAACAUGCUGUAGGGCUGUUCAUCAUGGCUUAACCAGUGUGUUAAAGUCUUCAGAUCUCAAAUGGCACCCUAUUCCCUACAUGGUGCACUAGUUUGGGCCAGGGUCACAUAAGGCUAUCAUAUAGGUUCCUUGCCAAAAGUAGUGCGCUAUGUAGGGAAUUAGGGUUUGAUUUGGAACAGAGAUGGUGUUUGUUGUGCUGUUCUCAAGGCCCCAGACAAAGGGAAAGAUGUUGCCAGUGUCUAGUCCUUCUACUUGUGUAUAGGUGACACAUUGAAGACUUCAGCAAAGCAGAGAAAAGUGUAUUAAUUCAUUAAAUAAUGAUGUAUUUGUGA
Coregonus sp. 'balchen' is the source of this 4726-nucleotide messenger RNA. The record is from the annotation of a GenBank genome assembly. NCBI's taxonomy places the organism in Eukaryota, Metazoa, Chordata, Actinopteri, Salmoniformes, Salmonidae.